AUUUCAGGAUUGCCUUCAUGAUAAUUGUUGUCACGGUGCUAAAAUUCUUCUUCUUAUCUUCGCACGCGAUGAGUUAUAAUUCUGCAAGUUCAUCCAAUAUUAUCACAAAGCCAAUUAACACAUCCUUUGCAUUAUAUGACACAGGAUUCCCGCUUACUCAUUUCGAAGUAACAAUGGAUAACAACACAACAUUUUUCAUUUUACGAGAUAACUCUGGAAUUGUUUAUCAAAUUACUCUCGAUUAUAUCUAUCGCGAACUUGCUUCGAUUGGAGACAACGAAAUUUUUUUGAUUGUCAAUGUAUCCCACUCCGGAGUUGAUUUGCUUUUAACAACGUGUGAUGAUGAGAAAAUAGGCCUUAGACGGAAUGUUGUUUUUCAUGAGUUUAAACUAAGCAAAAGCUCACCACAGUUGAGUGAGGAAUGUAUCAAUUUGCAAGUUAUCUCGUCAGAUGAACCUGUCAAUGGCCAAAUUUCGGUGCAAAUCAAGCCGAUUCAAAGAAGGACCCAUUUGAAUAUUAUACUUGCUGUCACUUUUAGUUUCGUAAUGUGUAUGUUGCUCAUUCGCCAAUGUGCUAAACAAAUUCUUCUCAUCGUCUACGAUUACGAUUCUAUGGAGGAAUUUGAGGCAUAAUGCUUGCUAUCGCCAUUCAGUUUCUAUUGUUCCGUUAUUUUUAAAUAAGACAUUAGAAAGUGGUACUUGUUUAGUAUACCUGGCCCAAAAAUGUUAAUAAUUUUGUAACUUUUACGUGCCCCUUUUUGCCCAUAUUUGGAAAAAAUUUGAAAAAAUUUUUGGGUCUGGUAUACUUCAAAAAUUGUUUUAAUUAAGUUUUUGCUUUUAAUUUCUUGUUCCCGUUUGCCAAAAAAAUUGCUUUUGAUA
This is a messenger RNA of Caenorhabditis elegans, 878 nucleotides long. RefSeq names its product Cadherin domain-containing protein (gene T08D10.5). Lineage: Eukaryota; Metazoa; Nematoda; Chromadorea; Rhabditida; Rhabditidae. The record is from RefSeq and is marked reviewed. The transcript is spliced from 2 exons. The coding region runs from base 18 to 632 and encodes 204 amino acids.